This is a messenger RNA of Penicilliopsis zonata CBS 506.65, 1681 nucleotides long. RefSeq lists its product as hypothetical. NCBI's taxonomy places the organism in Eukaryota, Fungi, Ascomycota, Eurotiomycetes, Eurotiales, Aspergillaceae. Gene Ontology annotation, biological process: secondary metabolite biosynthetic process. Bases 291 to 1586 code for a protein of 431 amino acids. Gene Ontology annotation, molecular function: monooxygenase activity; FAD binding. The transcript is spliced from 7 exons. The record is from RefSeq and is a predicted model, not a curated record.
GGUCGUUUGGCGAUGCUGGAAGUCCCGAGAUGGAAUCCGGAAUGUCCCAUGUAUUCGGCUUCUCCGACUCCCCCCUUCCCCCGCCCUCCGAUGGAUUACCCUAUUGGGGGUGGAGCUCUGGUCGUGAAUUAAUCGUCGUAAUGGCUAGAGUGACCGGGAUCAAAGCUGCAGGAGGAGUGGCGGAGCUUUUGGCGUUUUCUUCGUGUUGCAUUUCUCAGAAAGAACGCAUAUACACAAAAAUUGAACCUCUCUGUUGAAGUAACUUGGAAGAAGUAGAGAACUUGUGCAAAAUGUCCAUACCUGAAGAGGCCCGACUGCAUAUUGUUGUCGUUGGAGCAGGUCUUGGUGGCAUUGCGGCUGCGAUCUCGUGUGCGACGUCCGGACACACCGUCGAGGUGAUUGAGCAGGCAAGAGAGUUGGCCGAGGUCGGUGCAGGGCUACAGAUCACUCCGAAUGCCUCCCGUCUGCUUCGACACUGGCAGCUCCCCGACUCGAUAUGGGAGGCUGCCGCCGAGCCGACGAUGGUGACGGUGCAUCGGUACUCGGGCGAGAUCCUGGCUCACGAAGACGAGUUCGACAAGAAGAUCCAGGCCAAGUAUGGGGCGCCGUUCGUCGACCUGCACCGCGUCGAUCUGCAGCAGGCGCUCUUCGCGCGCGCCAAGGACCUCGGGGUCGUCUUCCACUUCAGCCAGCGAGUCGAGUCGGUCGAGUCCGAGACAACAACCGUCCGCACAGUGAACGGAUCACAGUACAGCGGCGACCUGAUCAUCGCGGCAGACGGGCUCUGGUCCCGGUGCCGCGAGAGUCUGCUGGGCCGCAGGGACGAGCCGCUGCCCACGGGCGACCUGGCAUAUCGCAUCGUGCUGACCGCCGACCAGGUCGCCGACCCGGAGCUCAGGGCGCUGGUCGAGAACCCGCAGGUGCAUUUCUGGGCAGGCCCAUCUGCUCACGCCGUCUCCUACUCUCUUCGGGCUGGCAAGAUGUUCAACGUCGUGCUUCUCGUCCCUGAUAACCUGCCCGCAGGGGUGUCGAGACAGGCCGGGUCGGUGGAAGAGAUGCGUCAACUUUUUGCCAAUUGGGAUCCUAUACUCAACAAGUUCCUAAGUUACGUCGACACCGUCGACAAGUGGAAGCUGAUGCACCAUGCCGAAAUGGACCGCUGGGUCAACGAGGCCUCAAAUAUGGUCUUCCUUGGCGACGCAUGCCACCCCAUGCUCCCCUACCUCGCUCAGGGCGCCAAUUCCUCUCUCGAAGACGGUGCCGUGCUAGGAUUACUCCUCGGUAAGAUGAAAGACAAGUCUCAGCUGCCUGGAAUCCUCCGUCUGUAUGAGAGUCUUCGUAAAUCAAGAGGGGAAGCUAUCGUGCGCGAAGCCUUCAAGCAGAGACACGACUUCCACAUGCCCGAUGGCGAAGAGCAGAUCAAGCGAGACCAAGUCUUCCUCUCGCAGUUGGGCAAGGAGAUCAAGGGGGCGUUUCCCAGCAGGUGGACAUGCCCCGAAGUUCAGCCGUGGCUGUACGGCUACGAUGCGGUUGCAGAGGUUGAGAAGGCCGUGGAAGAGAAUCCGGCUUUAUUUUUUAUAGAAUAAUAGUUAUUAUAACUAGCUAGAGAAGUACAGAUGAUGAAUGGUAUCAUGGAUUGUCCAGCACAGGAAGGCCCUGGAGAUCAUCGAACAGUCUUGCG